Messenger RNA from Mycena citricolor, 3076 nucleotides. The record is from the annotation of a GenBank genome assembly. Lineage: Eukaryota; Fungi; Basidiomycota; Agaricomycetes; Agaricales; Mycenaceae.
CUUGCUUUACCAAGUACCGUACGCGUUCCUCUAUCCAUUCACUUCUUGAGUCAGAGGAUGCCCUCCUCUGUGGGAUCACCGAACCCUACCGAGCCCUGGAGCUUCUUUCAAUAACUGUGAUUGCACCCGAGAACACACAGCGGGUACAUCAAUCUGCUCACAAGGCCGUCUUUUCCCGAGACGAUGGCACUCCGUGCUCCGUGCGCCCAACUCCUAGGUACUGCUCUCGGCUCCGAUGGAACUGGUAGUCUCGAGCCCCCGGUGUCUUUGGAGGCUCGUGGUGCUCAUCCGAUCUUCACUGGGGCUUCUGGGAAGCCUCGACACGAUACGCGUUGGAAUCCAGCCCUGGCGUCCGAAUGGGUAUGUCGUUCUAUCGAACAGGCAGGGAACACGACGUGCAUACUAUCUAUCACAUUUCGCUCCUUCCCCUUUCGAAACGGACCGCCGCGUUCCGCUGGAUUGAUGAGACGAUAACCUAGGUCGCACAAGCGGCCCCACAUAUCACUCUUCUCAAUCAAAUGGGAGUAUCUGCGUAUAAAUGGGCUCGCCGCAUCGCCCCUUCUCGGAGAAAGUGCAAUGUUCUCAUUCGCAACUAGUGCAUUGCUGCUUGCUGCUGCUGGGUCCGCCCAGGCCUCGCUCGCGCCGAAGAAAUUCCUGCCCAUUCCGCUCGGUGGAAUUCGUGCGACGGGAUGGCUGCAAGACCAGUUGAUGGUCCAGACGAACGGUCUCGCGGGCCACGAGCACGAAUUCUACCACUACGUCUCGCAGACUGACUGGAUGGGUGGCAAUUCCUACUACUCGAGUCUCGAAGAGGCCGGUAGCUACUGGUUCAACGCGAUGGUCCCGAACGGUUUCCUGGCGAACCACGAUGCCAUCAACGCCAGAACGUCCGCCUUCCUGUCGUAUGUCCUCGACACGCAGGAUGCGUCCGGCUGGCUGGGUCCCGAGGUCAACACCAACAAACCGCGCUACCUCUGGGGCCGCUACCCGUUCUUCUUCGGUGCCAUCCAGAUGACCGAGAUCCACCCGGAGCUCACCGCUCCGGUCGUCGACGCGCUGUACAAUUUCACGAGCCUGGCCAACACCAUGCUGCACAGCGGCAACAACACGGGCGUCGAGAUCUGGACCGCGACUCGCUGGGAGGAUUUCGUGAUGGUCCUGCAGUGGCUGUACGAUUAUCAUCCCAAGGACGCAGCCAGCCAGGCGCUCCUGAUCGAUACAAUGGCGCAGCUGAAGUACACCGGGGUACCCUGGGAGAAGGUGUUUCUGCCAGAGAAUUCUAGUAUUUCCCCACCUCGGCUGGCGAUGGAAAACACGCCCAACCCGCUUCCUGUUCUGACAUGGCACGGUGUCAAUAUGGCAGAAGGACUGAAGGCACUACCCGCCACGUACCGAUUCACUAAGAAUCAAUCGGAUUUGGAUGUUGCCAGCAAGGGCUGGGAUCUUCUCUUCCAGUACCACGGCCGACCUUCCGGGAUCUUCAAUGCUGACGAGUAUCUGGCUGGUUUGGAGGCCAUCCGUGGGACCGAGCUCUGCGUUGUCGUCGAGACCAUGUUCUCCGGCUCCUACUUGUACCAGGUCAUCGGAGACCCCAAGUUCAUCGACCGGGUUGAGCGGAUCGCGUACAAUGCGCUUCCUGCGACACUUACGGGAGAUAUGUGGAACAGACAGUACCUACAGCAGCAGAACCAGAUCUUUGCCGGAAACAUGAGCCAGAACCCAUUUGCCGUGGACGGACCGUACUCGAACGUGUUUGGCCUCGAGCCCAACUACCCAUGCUGCACGGUCAACCACCCCCAAGGAUGGCCCAAGUUCAUCACAAAUUCGUUCGCGACGACGCCGGACAUGAAGUCGCUGGUCCACACCUACCUUGGCCCAUUCUCUACUUCGAUCACCCUCGCGCCGUCCAACCCAGUCACCGUCAACGUGGACACCAUGUACCCGUUCAGCGACACGCUGACCACGACCAUCACUGCGAAAUCGCCCUUCACAUACUACGUCCGCAUCCCCAGCUGGGUCGUCAAAGGCACCAUCGCCGUGGACGGCGGCAAGCCCGCCGCCGUUUCACCGAAGCAGGGUCUGCACGCCCUCAAAGUGAAAGCUGGCACCACCAAAUUCGUCUUGAAUCUGCCUGCUCCCAUCACCAUCGAGUCGCGCCCGCACGGUUCCGUUGCUGUCCACAGGGGGCCUCUCAACUAUGCCUUUGACAUCCCCCGGCGCACGACUAUUCUGGCGAACAACACGGCCCAGGCCAAGGCGCAGGACUUUGAAUUCGACGCCACUGCAGCCUGGCAGUACGCGAUCGAUCCGAGCAGCCUCAAGUUCGCGUCGAAGCCGCCUGCGUCCGGAGUGCUGCCCUCCCCGAUCUUCGACUCGGGUUUGACCCCGCUCAGCAUCACCGCCACAGCGUGUCUCGUCGACUGGGCCAUCGAGGGCCCGACGUUCGCCGCCAGCCCCCCGACGAACCCGCCCUGCGUGGGAAACAAGACCACCAUCACGCUGACUCCAUACGGGUCAACCAAACUCAGAAUCAGCGAGUUCCCUGUGUUUGUCUAGUAAUGUACGCCGCAUAGAUACAUGGAAUGUAUCAGCCAGUCAGGCUGCAAUUGCCUUCAUAAAUGAUCAGUCCCUCCGUGUCCUGUCGGUAAAGCUGCAGACACAUCAACACAGCGACAACACAAACUGCGAGCAUCACAACCCGCAGGGCUUCGGUGGGCGUCAUUCGGCAACCUUUCGCUCCCAGGCCGUGCGCCAUAUCCCUACCGCCAGACUGCACCGCUUGCACGGGUCUUGAAAAGGUGAACAGAUCGCCUCGGUAGAACAUACUAAUGGACUUGCUGAUAAGCUACUCCGCUUCGUCUUCUGUCGAGUUUGUUGCUUUGGGUUUGCUUUGCCUUUCGGGUUCGAUGAUUGUCGCGCUUUGACGUUCCCAGUGACAGCAGCAGCAUCAGCAGUUUGACUCAAUCGUUCGCCUUGGUUCCCUGUCACUUGCUGAAUCGCGCGUUUCUUGGCUGGUGGUCGGGACGGCGAGACUUCAUUUUUGAUCUGGCCUUUGCGCCGCUUGCAAGUCAUAGCA